Colletotrichum orchidophilum is the source of this 756-nucleotide messenger RNA. Its product is annotated as calcipressin. NCBI's taxonomy places the organism in Eukaryota, Fungi, Ascomycota, Sordariomycetes, Glomerellales, Glomerellaceae. The record is from RefSeq and is a predicted model, not a curated record. The coding region runs from base 1 to 756 and encodes 251 amino acids. Gene Ontology annotation, biological process: calcium-mediated signaling. Gene Ontology annotation, cellular component: nucleus; cytoplasm. Gene Ontology annotation, molecular function: calcium-dependent protein serine/threonine phosphatase regulator activity; nucleic acid binding. The transcript has a single exon.
AUGGAAUCGCCUCAGCUGGACACUCGCCCCAUCUUCUCGAGGCGUUCGACUGGCUCCUCCAAGUCGCUCUCACUCGACCUCUCCUCCCUGCCGCCUCUGAUCCCGCCAACGCCGCCCACAAAUACCCUUCUCUUCACAAACCUCAAUGAUACCUCCAUCUUUCGCCCCGACAACCUGCAGACCAUUCGCGACCUCGUUCUGAAGACGGCGCCCGUCCACUCAUGGGCGCCUCUGAAGUCUUUCCGCCGCAUCGUGGUCUCCUUCUUCUCAGAGGACGACGCUAUCGCCGUCCGCCGCAUCUGGGACGGUGAAGCCGUCAUGGGCGAGCGAGUCCGUGUCUACUUCGGCCAGUCCACGCCCGUCGAGGUCACCGACCGCCACCUCGCACUGCCCGACGCUGGAAAGCUCUUCUUUAUUUCUCCCCCUCCCUCGCCGCCUCACGGCUGGGAGAUGAAGCUGGAAGAUGCUCCCAACAAGAUGGUCCAUGCAGAGGAUCUCGCCGACGCGCUGGCCAAGCUCCACCACCGCCCAACGGGCAUUGAGACCCCCAUCAGCCCCGUCGACGGCUCGAGACAAACACGCAGCAGGAGCUCUACUCUGCUGUACCAACCCGACGUCAACGGGACUAGCCCCGAUCUGCCCGCUAUCUGCCUAGAGGACAUGACCGACGAGCCUAUGGAGUUCAGCCCCAUCGAGCCGAAGCCCAUCAUGGCGCAUACUUCCCGCCCGCCCGUCGAGCUGAUGCACCACGCAUAA